AUGUCUGAACACAAUGAUGAAUUCUUUGAUGAAGAAGAAGAAGAGUUGCACGAAAAUGAAUCCUUCACAAGUAUUUGGGAUCUUGUUCCUGGAUAUACACAAUCACCACUAGAUUCCAUGCUUGAAAACGAGGAUAGUACCACACUAGAACAGGUUCUCGACGAAGAUACUCUCAUUCAAGAGCUGAAAUCGGCUAACCACAAAGUCAUUGCUUUCUUGAGCAAGGAUGAGAAUGUUGCCAAGUUGAUUCAAUACAUCAGUCAAGAAGAAUAUCUUCAACCAGGUCAAACACUUACCUCAUCUGAUCUCGAAAAAGAAGAAGAAGAGACACUCAAAAGAACUUACAAAUAUCCAUUCAUCACAUCUGAAAUAUUUAACUGUGAUAUUGAAGAAAUUGUACUUCCAAUUGUAAAAUCGAAAGAAAAGACAAUCGCUCUCUUCUCAUACCUCCAAAACAAAGAUGAAAGCAGAACACCAAAGAAUCCAUCACUCUCCCAAUACUUUGUGAAGGCUGUCUCCAACCUUUUACAAAAGUACUACAAGGAGAUUGUCGAUGCAUUGAUGGAUAAACAUUCCACAGAUUUCAACAUUUUGAAGACCUUUUUCACAGACCAUAUCGGGUUGUGUGAUAUGGAUACACUAGUGUUGAAGGUAUUAGGAUUUGAGACAUCCGAUGACAGCUUUGAUCAAGACGGAUUUGGAGCUUUUGCUACACAACAACGUAUUCGUGAGUUGUUCCUCAUGAAACAACGAGGAAACGAUCAAGAUCUUCAACAAAAGAGAAAACAAGUUAGAGAAUGGGCUAUUAACAAUAAUUUCUUUAACUUGGUUUUGACCAAACUUGAGCAAAGUCUUGACAAUGAAGAAGUUCAACGGAAUGUCUUUAGUCUCCUCUCUCAAAUUGUGGAAAAGGGAUACAGCAACGGAAACGAGUUAACAAUGGAGUUGUUAUCUGAACAACAUUUGAAUACUAUUUUAGAUAUCAUGUUCAAAAACACUUCUUCAACGAUAUUGGUUCAUGGAAUACCAUUCCUUCGUGUGGUCAUAUCUGCCAAUGAAGAAUCAGAUGAUUCUGAUGGUGACACACUUUCCGAAGAUGAUGAAGGAACUUCCAAUAAGCACUCUAAUCACUCAGCAAUUCUUUCCAAAGUUCUUCCAACCAUUCUUUCCCGUACAAAACAAUUCCUUUCUCUUCUCAAUGAUUCCGAGUUUGUUUCAAGAAUUUCUAAACUUGAGCUUUCUCAUGCACUCUUGGAUCCGCCACUAGGUGAGACUAGAUUGAAGGUGGUUGAACACUUGCUUACAAUUUUCAAAGUUACACAAAACAAUCCUGAUUAUCAAAAGGAAUUGGUUUCUCUAGGCGUUAUGGGAGUUUUGAUUGAUUUGUUCUUCACCUACGAAUACAAUUCCAUGCUACAUGUUCUUGUUUUUGAAAUGGUUAAGAUUGUCAUGACUGGCACUAACACUGAGAUGAAAUUAAGUCUUCUACAAGAUACAGAAUUGUGUCAAAAGAUCUUGAAGGCCAUUGAAAAGAACAAGGCCAAACUCCAAGAGGCAAAAGGCUCAAGUUUAGGUUAUAUGGGCUUCCUUGUCGAAAUUUCUAAUUUACUCAAAAAGACAGGAGAUGCAAACACAGAAGUAUCAAAGUUUUUAUCAGGAGUUGAAGGAUGGAAGGAGUAUACCACUGGAUUUUUACAAGAACGAAACUUGCAGAACGAAAAACAAUUAGGAGGUCCUGUUCCAAUUGGUACCUUUGGAGCUGCAAGCUAUAUGGGUGAGGAAGAUGACGACGAUGAUUAUGGAUAUGAUGAAGAGGAUAGUUCAGAUUCUGAUGAAGAAGUCAUUGUCAGAAGAUCAACCGAAGAUUCUGACUCUGACGAAGAUGAGGACGGUGAGGUUGUCAGAAGGCACUAUUAG
Molecule: messenger RNA, 1917 nt
Organism: Naegleria lovaniensis
Lineage: Eukaryota; Heterolobosea; Eutetramitea; Acrasida; Naegleriidae
Exons: 1
Coding region: 1-1917 (638 amino acids)
Molecular function (GO): protein phosphatase regulator activity; protein phosphatase binding
Source: RefSeq, a predicted model, not a curated record